Molecule: messenger RNA, 894 nt
Organism: Serendipita indica DSM 11827
Lineage: Eukaryota; Fungi; Basidiomycota; Agaricomycetes; Sebacinales; Serendipitaceae
Source: the annotation of a GenBank genome assembly
AUGCUGCAAUCACUUCUCUUCUCACCUCUCGUCUACGCAGACCAGGUCCACGUCGUCAAUAAACCUCGAGUACGAGUCACGACAGCACUCGUCAACUUUCAUGCUCGCAUCAUUGAUCAAUGGGGAGAUGGAAGUGGCAAACUGUGGACCAUCGCCAACGACUCUUACCAUCCUUUUGCUCAUCGCCAAUUUGGCGGAGGUACGCGGCGAGAGAUCAGAGGAACCAACAUGUUCGGAAGUGGAUAUCCAUACGGAGCAUGGAAUACGACCAGUAUCGCAUGUCGCUUGUUUCCAUUUGGCGUGUGGCCUCUGCAUUGGGGGGACUUCAUGGACUCGGAUGAAGUUGGUGCUCGGUUGGAUGCCAUUCGUCCAGGAGGUCAUCUUUCAGUCGUUCCACUGAGAGCGACAAAGGAUAACUUGACAGUCUCGCCGGACGAGGUAUACUACGCGGUCGGAGACUCACAAUCUCUACUCUCUAUCCUAAUCUCGUACGUGACCUGGUGUCAUGCGAGUCUAGCAUGGCCAACGCGCUUCGAUCCGAUGUCCCCGAACACAAAAGUCAAGCUGGAUAAUGUACUGAUGUACUACCGGGCUAGCAGUUUCGCACUUGCGUCCCCCACAUACAACAACACCAACAGUCGAAACGCAUCGUAUCAGCCAAUAACAGAAUGGAUACCGAAGGCAGCCAAAAACUCACCAUUCUGGCAUUGUCUAGACUCAACGACGGCCAACGCGCUGCCAAUUAUGAACCCGCCGCCUCGACCACCCGGAUACAAGAGUAUCCCUAAACUUUUUGCUGCGCUUUGGUGGAUCCUUGUGCCAGGUGCAUGGGUAAUUUUGGUGAUCAUUGGCUCGGCUGUUUUGGAUAAUCCGGGAUUGGGUAUGGAACUUUGA